Molecule: messenger RNA, 1633 nt
Organism: Pelagomonas calceolata
Lineage: Eukaryota; Pelagophyceae; Pelagomonadales; Pelagomonadaceae
Source: the annotation of a GenBank genome assembly
CAGCGAAGUUCCGCUUGUGGGCUGCCCCCGCGACCGCUGCCGUCGCCGCAGGCGUCGUCGAGGAUGGGGCGCAUCGCAAGGUGGCUGCCGCUACUCGCCCUCGCAAAGCAAUCAAGAGAGGAGACGCCCAUACAACUAAACACCGCCGUCGACGCCGUGCAGCUCCCGGCCGCCGACGAGCCCAUCAAACUCACGACGGCCAACACCACAACACAAACGAAAAACGUGUCCGGGCCGGCCUUCGACGCGCUCGACGUCCGCGCGGAACUCUUAGCGCCGCGCGAGGGCGCGUUAUUGGCCUUGGACUCCUUCGAGGUUGGGAUAAAUGUCUUCACGCCGGACCCGGACGUGUUCGAGGACUACUACAAAGGAUCAAGAGUGUGCGCGCGGUUGGAUCAGGGCCCCUGGGCCUGCUGGUCCGUCUUCGACAUGCAGCGGCCGCCGCUCUUUGCUCAUGUCAAGCCGGGUCCCCACCAGUUGGAAGCCGUACUGACGGACCCGCGGGGAGACGGUAGAAGUAUUCUACGAAGGAGCUGGUCCGGUGUGAGACGGUUCCGCGUCGCAUCUGUAGAAGAGAUGCCGCAGGAGGACGUUUCGACGGUGACCGAGACGGAAGCUCAACCAGAAGCCGUCGAGGCCGAGUCCAUGCCCAUGCCUCGAUUACAGAUCGACCAGCCGCGCGAGAUGCAGCCGUUACCACCGUCCUUCGAGGUCGGGUUUGGGGUGGAGAGCGCGGCGCCCGACGAGUUUCGGCGAUUAUUCAAGCACGGCCACGUGUGCUUUGAACUCACAAUAUCGCCAUCAGAAGCUCCAGAACCUUCCAGUGGUGUACCAUGCUGGGCCGUUUUUGAAAAUGCGCGGAAGCCCUUGUUCGCUGCGUUAGGUGAUGGCUUCUAUACUUUGAGAGGCUGGCUCCUCCAUCCGGAUAGCAGGCAGCUCGUCGCGCCGACCCAGAGCGGAUUAAGGGCGGUCGUGACGUACGCGUCGACGACGCCGCAAGGAUUAGCUCGCGACUCGUCGUCUCCUGACGCGAAGGAUGAAGAGCUGAAGGGCUGGGCGCGCCACUUCGAUGAAGAGUCUUCAGCAGAUUACUACGAGGCUCCGGGUGGAGACGUCCAGUGGCACCUCCCGUCGCGGUUCCCCGUGCCUCCCUCCACAGAAAAUUCAACGAUGAUAGAUCUGGCGAUCACGGGCGAGGCCUGGAAUGAAGAUGCGGCCGUGCAGCGCGUCGUGCCGGUCAAACCCGGCACGGACCCAAAGGUCGCGGCGACACGCAUCUGCCAGGGUUAUGGGAUCCUGAACUGGCACUGCGUCGACGCGCUGACGGCGCAGAUUACCGAGGCGGCCUCCGCCGAGACCACGCCGGCGCCGCCUGUGCGGAAGCCGCCGCCGCCGCCGCCUCCAGAAUUAUCGCAGAUCGUCGAGACGACGCCAGAGACGCCCGCGGCAGCGGCGCCGGCGCCCAAGUCGCCGGUCCAGCGCCUCAAGGAGCUGAAGGAAGCCUUCGAGGGCGGGCUGAUUACCGAAGAAGCGAUGGAGAAGAAGCGGGACGAGAUCCUGGCGGCGAUGUAGUCCACUGUACGUGCGCGCGCGGUGCGACGCGAACAGCGAAAGACGAGCCGUUAUGAUCAUG